Molecule: messenger RNA, 2219 nt
Organism: Cuscuta epithymum
Lineage: Eukaryota; Viridiplantae; Streptophyta; Magnoliopsida; Solanales; Convolvulaceae
Source: the annotation of a GenBank genome assembly
UUUCAAUUCCGAAGCUUAGAAAGGAGGCCGAAACUUUCAAUUCGGUAAACAUCACAAAUAAAAAAUCCACAGCCUCCCAUUACAUCGAGAAUAACGUGGAAGUGGAAACUUCUUUUGCAGCUCUAGAGAUAUUAUCCAUUCACCUUGCAUUUCGGUUACUGUGAGAAAACUCAUAGCGAUUUAGGGUUUUAAAUGCAGGUUACUGGAAUAUGCUUUGAUUCCUUUUGCUUUUUUCUUCAAUUCGCAUGUAAUUAUUAGGGUUACCUGCGGUAUGGCUGCUAAAGAUAGAAUCAGUGAACUUCCUGGUGAUGUAAUUGACCAUAUUUUGGGGUUCUUACCAAUUCGAGAUGCUGCUAGAACUUCUGCUUUGUCUACAGUUUGGAGAGAUGUCUGGUUAAGUGUUUCCCAACUUAGAUUUGAUAGGAAGUUUUUCGAUUACAUCCAGUACAACUACGUUAUGGCCUCGGCCAUGUUUAUAAUCAACAAAAUUCUUAUGAAACAUAAUGGACCUAUUCGAAAAUUUGUCUUUGAUUUUACCAUGUUUUAUUUGAAAGACGACGAAGAUAAGUCUCGAUGGGCUGAAUUUGAUGAAUUGUUACUUUUUCUCACAAGAAAUGGUGUUGAAGAAAUGGACCUAUCUUUUGAGUCAUCUGCGUACAUAUUGCCUGAUUUCAUAUAUUCUUGCUCAACACUGAAAAAGUUGAGUCUUUGUGGAGUGUUUAUUGAACCAAUAAAGGCCUCAUGCAUAUUUCCUAAUGUCACUUCUCUUUAUCUUGAAGAUGUUGAGUGUGAUUCAAAAAAUCUUGUUCAAUGUCCUGCUGACCUUCCUAUGCUCAAGUCUCUUGUGUGUCGAAAUAUUUCUGGUUUUAACAUCACUGCCCCAAAGCUUAGCUGUUUAACAAUUUGCUUCACUCUUAGACAAGGUAUUCUUCCUGUUAACAUGGACAUGAAAACUAUCCAUUCUCUUCAUCUCGAUGAUUAUUCGACAAAGGAUUUUAUUAAAGAGUUAACUAGAUUGGGAAAGCAAGGAACUACACUCAAUGUGAACCACCUCAAGCUAGGGGUUGAUGUCAAAGAUGAUGAAAUUUCUGCGUUCAUUGAUUUGUUGCGGAUGUGCCCAAAGUUAUACAGACUUGAUAUACUUCUACCGUGGGAUGUAGAGGCGACUACUAUAGACUUCUUGUUGGAGCAUCCAAAGUUUAAUGUGGCCGAAACAUGCAAAACAGUUCAUGAAUUGCAUCUUUUCUGCAUGUUUAGUGGGUCAAGGGGAGAAAUGCUACUCUUCAAGUGGCUACUUACAUGCUUUCCCAUGCUUAAGAAGCUUUUCGUAUUCCAACGUACAGUAUUUUCCUCCCAGACGGAGAACAGAAAAAAGCGGAAACUUUUGCGCUUUCUCCGGGGUUCUUCAAAAGCCAACAUUGUUUACAUUAUAGGACGCCGUUAGAUUUGUAGUCUAUUUGAAGUAUUUUGUUAUACAUAGUGCAUAUGACUAUUUUCAAGUAAGUCAUCUAUAUGUAAACUUUCAACCUCCAAAUUUUGCUGAAAGUUCCCUACUAGCUUUAUGUCUUUAAGGCCAGCACGACUGAAUUUCUUUAAGUGAGAUUUCUCCAUCCCCUAACCUACUAUGAUCUCGGGUACUGAAUUUCAAGAUUUCAGAAGUGAAUCGAAAUCGAGCUUGUUAUAUUCGGGCUGGUUGAUUUCGGCUCAGUUACGAAUAGAGGAUUUCGGGCCUGAUUUCAAAAAGUAGAAAUUCAGGCCUGCUUCGAAAUUGAGGAUCUCGGGCCUUGGUUCAAAAUUGAAGAAUUCGGAGAAAAGGAUUUCGGGCUGGCAAACUGGAGAAGAUCUCGGUUGCUGAUCUCGGGAGUAGCUCAAAUUCUUUUGUUGAAGAUAUGAGAUUUCGAGUACGCGAAAAAAUUAAUCUCGUAUAAAUAGGGUUCCUUUCGUGAUUUCUUUUCUUCCUUUAGAGCAGCUGCAACUAGGCAUGGACUCGGUUCGGGCCGGGCCCGGUUCGGGCCUUGAACCGGCCGGGCCCCGGUUCAAGGUUUGGGAGGCCCGGAACCGGCCCGGGUAACCCCGGGUCCGGUUCGGGCCGGGCCACCCGCCCGGUUCACGGGCCGGGCCCAGUUCGGGCCGGUCCUUUUAAUUUUUUUUUUAAUUUAUAUAUUAUAUUAUUAUAAUAAUUGUUAUUAAAAACAAAAUUCAAGUGCAUUUAUUUGAAA